AUGAGGACGUAUAUUAAACUACUUCUUUACUGGACAGCGUCUGUGUCUGCAGUGAAGCACUCUCUGAAGUAUUUCUACACUGCAUCCUCUCAAGUCCCAAACUUCCCAGAGUUCGUGGUUGUUGGGAUGGUCGAUGAAGUUCAGAUGGUUCAGUUUGACAGCAACACCAUGAAAGCUGUGUCCAAACAGGACUGGAUGAAGAGAAAUAUAGAUGAGCAGUACUGGGAGAGAGAGACUGGGGGCUUUGUAAGUGCCCAGCAGGUGUUCAAAGCCAACAUUGAAAUUGCAAAGCAGCGCUUCAACCAGACUGGAGGUGUUCACAUUUUCCAGCAGAUGUACGGCUGUGAAUGGGAUUAUGUGACGAAUGAGGUGGGCGGAUAUGAGCAGUUUGGAUAUGAUGGAGAAGACUUCAUAAUAUUUGACCUGCAGACAGAGACGUGGGUCGCUCCUAAACAACAGGCUGUGGUGACCAAACAUAAGUGGGACAGUAACAAAGCUUUUUUAACCAGUGUGAAGAACUAUUACACUCAGAUUUGUCCUGAGUGGCUGAAGAAGUAUCUGAACUAUGGGAGGAGCUCUUUAAUGAGAACAGUUCCUCCAUCUCUCCGGCUCUUCCUUCAGAAGUCUUCCUCCUCUGCCAUCAGCUGCCACGCUACAGGUUUCUAUCCUAACAGAGCCGAGAUGAUCUGGAGGAAAGAUGGAGAGGAGACUCAUGAGGGUGUGGAGAUAGGAGAGAUCCUCACCAGCAAUGAUGGGACCUUCCAGAUGAGUGUUAACCUGGAUCUGACAUCUGUUAAAGCUGAAGACUGGAGGAGGUACGACUGUGUGUUUCAGUUCUCUGGUAUAAAUGAAAACGUCACCACCACACUGGAUAAAACAGCCAUCAGGACAAAUGAAGCCUCGACAGAAGUGCCCAACAUCACGAUCAGCUCCAGCCCCACUGCCGUCCCCAUCAGCGUACCCAUUGUCACUGCUGCUCUUGUUCUUGCUGUUGUUGCACUAAUCGGAUUCAUUAUUUACAAAAAGAAAACUGACACGAUCACGUCACCUGGAAAUGAUCCUGAAAUGAGCCCUUCAGAUGCAAAAUUUUCUUCUCAUGGUUCUUCAGACAUAACCAGCAAAACUCAGCUGAUGACAGAUUAAUUGACUGACAAAGAGAGCGUGAUCUGGAGCAAAGGAGACAGUUUUAACACGUGGACUAACUUCAUUUCAUGAGAGCUCACCUGAAACCUUGGCUGAUUGUGACCCACACCCAUUUUCACACCUUGGCUAAUGUGAUUAGGUAGAGGAUCAUUAGGGGGUCCAUUGUCCCUCUCAGAGGGUUACUCACACAGGGUUUAAAUCUGGGACUCUCCACCAUUUGACCCUAGAACUGAAGAAGCUUCUCGGAUGAGAGGUGAAACGUCUUCAAGCAACUUAAACAAGUCCAGACGCUUUUCUUUCCAAGCUCUUAGACUACAAUGACCUGGAUGACUGAGAACCUUCACAGACAU
Messenger RNA from Pelmatolapia mariae (spotted tilapia), 1493 nucleotides. RefSeq names its product major histocompatibility complex class I-related gene protein-like. The transcript has 10 exons. NCBI's taxonomy places the organism in Eukaryota, Metazoa, Chordata, Actinopteri, Cichliformes, Cichlidae. Gene Ontology annotation, biological process: immune response. Gene Ontology annotation, cellular component: external side of plasma membrane. The record is from RefSeq and is a predicted model, not a curated record. The coding region runs from base 1 to 1143 and encodes 380 amino acids.